GCCGGGAAGCAGCUGGAGGAGGGCCGCACGCUCGCGGACUACAACAUCCAGAAGGAGUCGACGCUCCACCUGGUGCUGCGCCUGCGCGGAGGCAUGCAGAUCUUUGUGAAGACGCUAACCGGCAAGACGAUUGCCCUCGAGGUGGAGGCAAGCGACUACCAUCGAAAACGUGAAGGCGAAGAUCCAGGACAAGGAGGGCAUUCCACCGGACCAGCAGCGUCUGAUCUUUGCCGGGAAGCAGCUGGAGGAGGGCCGCACGCUCGCGGACUACAACAUCCAGAAGGAGUCGACGCUCCACCUGGUGCUGCGCCUGCGCGGAGGCAUGCAGAUCUUUGUGAAGACGCUAACCGGCAAGACGAUUGCCCUCGAGGUGGAGGCAAGCGACACCAUCGAAAACGUGAAGGCGAAGAUCCAGGACAAGGAGGGCAUUCCACCGGACCAGCAGCGUCUGAUCUUUGCCGGGAAGCAGCUGGAGGAGGGCCGCACGCUCGCGGACUACAACAUCCAGAAGGAGUCGACGCUCCACCUGGUGCUGCGCCUGCGCGGAGGCAUGCAGAUCUUUGUGAAGACGCUAA
Trypanosoma rangeli is the source of this 575-nucleotide messenger RNA. RefSeq names its product polyubiquitin. The record is from RefSeq and is a predicted model, not a curated record. Gene Ontology annotation, biological process: modification-dependent protein catabolic process; protein ubiquitination. Gene Ontology annotation, molecular function: ubiquitin protein ligase binding; protein tag activity. The transcript has a single exon. NCBI's taxonomy places the organism in Eukaryota, Euglenozoa, Kinetoplastea, Trypanosomatida, Trypanosomatidae. The annotation marks the transcript as partial. Gene Ontology annotation, cellular component: cytoplasm; nucleus.